Ricinus communis (castor bean) is the source of this 2073-nucleotide messenger RNA. RefSeq names its product adenylate kinase 5, chloroplastic. Gene Ontology annotation, biological process: nucleobase-containing compound metabolic process. NCBI's taxonomy places the organism in Eukaryota, Viridiplantae, Streptophyta, Magnoliopsida, Malpighiales, Euphorbiaceae. Gene Ontology annotation, molecular function: ATP binding; AMP kinase activity. The record is from RefSeq and is a predicted model, not a curated record.
UAAAUUUUAACCAGUAAUGGUGAUUGUAAACAGAAAAACAACUUGAAGUUUUCCAAUUCAAUGUAAAGUUAAUCUCUAGAAAAAUAAAACAAACAAAAUAAAAUGAAUCUAUUACUAAAUAAUCUUACCAUAAGUAUAAAUAUAUUUGAUUUUAUAACCAAAAAAAUUCCCCUCCACAACUACUCACAAAAUAAAAACAAAAAAAGAACUCUAUAAAAUUGAAAAAUCUGUGGUGUCCGUUAAUCCGUCAGUACUUCUUCGUUCUAAAAGAAAAGGCCUUUCCAUCUCUAAUUCUCUGAGAGUUGAAGGAGAGCAACCAUGUCGCUCACUUCACUUUCAUAUAUUAACUCUACUACUAAUGUCUCUUCAGCUCCCUCUCUCUCUCCUCUUUCCACUUCCUCUUCUUUCUCUCUUUCUUUUCAACAAUCUUCUCAUCAUCAGCUUGGCACUCUGUUGUCCUUUGCUCCUAACACCAGCACCACUCAUUUCGUCAGGACAAAAUCAAGAACCAGGGGAUUGAGAGUCCAUUGUUCUGUAAGUGAGCCCUUGAAGGUUAUGAUAUCAGGGGCACCUGCAUCAGGAAAAGGUACUCAGUGUGAACUUAUUGUGAAAAAGUUUGGAUUGGUACACAUAUCAACUGGUGAUAUAUUAAGGGCUGAAGUAUCUGCUGAGACAGAUAUUGGAAAGAAAGCUAAGGAGUUCUUGAAUGCUGGCCAACUGGUUCCUGAUGAAAUUGUGACUGCUAUGGUGACUUCACGAUUAUCUCGCAAAGAUGUAAAGCAAAAAGGGUGGCUUCUAGAUGGGUAUCCACGAAGUCUUUCCCAAGCAGAAAGUCUGGAAGAAUUGAAGAUUAGACCAGAUAUUUAUAUUGUCUUAGAUGUUCCUGAUGAGAUUCUGGUUGAAAGAUGUGUUGGAAGAAGACUUGACCCACUGACAGGGAAGAUCUACCACAUAACAAAUUUCCCUCCAGAGACUGAAGAAAUCAAAGCAAGACUUAUAACCCGUCCAGAUGAUACUCAGGAAAAAGUAAAUUCACGACUUGACAUAUACAAAAAGAAUGCAGAAGCAAUUUUAUCCACUUACUUGAACAUCAUGAAGAAGAUUGAUGGAAGCCGCUCAAAAGGAGUAGUUUUUGAAGAGAUCUCUUCUUUGCUAUCUCAAGUCAGAAAGAUAAAGAGGAACCGGUCAAAUCCAGAUAAAUGGAGAGGAAUUCCUACUAGAUUAAACAACAUUCCUCAUUCGAGAGAAAUCCGGACUUAUUUCUAUGACGAUGUUCUACAAGCGACACAGAGAGCUGUAAAUGAUGGUAGAAUGCGGUUGAAGGUGGAGAUUGCUAUUCCAGAGCUGAACCCAGAAAUGGAUGUUUAUCGGAUAGGUACCUUGAUGGAACUUGUUCGAGUUCUUGCUCUUUCAUUUGCUGAUGAUGGAAAACGUGUCAAGGUUUGUGUUCAAGGGUCUAUGGGGCAAGGUGCACUUGCUGGAAUGCCAUUGCAACUUUCGGGUACUCGAAAGAUAUUGGAAUUUAUGGAUUGGGGUGAUUAUGGAGCUCUGGGGACUUUUAUAAGGAUUGGUUCCAUAGGUGCAAAAGAAGUUGAUGAAGAUGAUGACAUGUUCAUCUUAGUGGCUCCUCAAAAUGCUGUCGGGAAUUGCAUUAUAGAUGAUCUAAGGGCCAUGACAGAUGCUGCUGGGAGUAGACCAGUUAUUCUUGUUAAUCCAAGGCUCAAGGAUCUACCUGGUUCAAGUGGCAUAAUGCAAACAAUGGGCCGGGCUGAGAGACUGGAGUAUGCUGCUUCUUUUGAAAAUUGUUAUUCCUUCCGGCUUCUCUACUAUGGAGGAACUCAAUAUCCUAUUAUGGGAGCUCUCAGGAUGUCUUACCCAUACCAUUAUGAAUUGUACAAAAGGGUGGAUCUACCGGCUCGGGGCGAAAAGUACGAAAUUUUGUCAACUUUCAGUGAAAAGCCAACCGGUGAUGAUAUAAAUGAUGCUUUCUUGGGGAGAUCAAGAAAUCAAGAUAAGAAAGCUUCAGGGUUCUGGGGCUUCUUGAGUGGUGUACUUUGAGCGCAAAGGAAAAUG